AUGGACAACAGUCCUUUGCGGGUUUUGACUGUACCUACGUCCCCUUACUCUGACCAGAGACCCGGUAGCAACGGCCUGAGAAGAAAGGUCCACGUCUUCCAGUCCAGAAGGAACUAUCUGCACAACUUUAUCCAGAGUAUCUUUUCCUCCAUUGAUCUUCGUGACCGUCAGGGUUCUGCAUUGGUUGUAGGGGGAGAUGGACGCUUCUUUAACCAAACAGCUAUUGAGGUCAUUGUGCAGAUGGCAGCUGCCAAUGGGGUGGGCCGUCUCAUUGUUGGUCACCAUGGAUUAAUGUCCACACCAGCUUGUUCCUGUGUGAUCAGGAAAUUUAAAGCCAUCGGUGGUAUCAUCCUCACCGCCAGUCACAACCCAGCGGGGCCUGACGGGGACUUUGGCAUCAAGUUCAGCACUGCAAAUGGAGGACCAGCCAAUGAUGCCAUUACAAACAAGAUCUACCAGAUCAGUAGAACCAUUGAAGAGUUUGCCAUCUGCCCUGGACUCAGACUUGAUCUGACAACUCUAGGCAAACAGACAUUUGAUCUGGAAAACAAGUUCAAACCUUUUACAGUUGAAAUUGUGGAUGCUGUGGAGUCCUAUGCUAACUUGAUGAGAAACAUCUUCGACUUUGCUGCCCUGAAGGAGCUUCUAUCGGGCGAAGACCACAUCAAAAUAAGACUGGAUGCCAUGCAUGGAGUGGUAGGUCCAUAUGUGAAGAGAAUACUUUGUGAUGAACUAGGUUGUCCUGACAAUUGUGCCAUCAAUUGUGUCCCAAUGGAAGAUUUUGGUGGUCACCGUGCCGAUCCAAACCUCAUCUACGCUGUAGACUUGAUUGACAGCAUGAGAGAUGGAGAGUAUGACUUUGGGGCAGCAUUUGAUAGCGAUGGGGAUCGAAACAUGAUCCUUGGAAAGCACGGCCUCUUUGUCACCCCGUCUGACUCGUUGGCCGUGAUCGCUGACAACAUCUUCUGUAUCCCAUACUUUCAGCACAGAGGGGUGAGGGGCUUGGCCCGCAGCAUGCCCACAAGUGCGGCCUUGGACAGAGUAGCCAAGGCUACAAAAAUAGAGCUGUAUGAAACUCCCACUGGGUGGAAGUUCUUUGGAAACUUAAUGGACGCAGGACGACUGUCUUUGUGUGGAGAAGAAAGCUUUGGAACAAGUGGAGAUCAUAUUCGUGAGAAGGAUGGGCUUUGGGCUGCGCUGGCGUGGCUGACCAUCAUGGCCUCAAGAAGGCAAAGUGUGGAAGAAAUACUUCAAUACCACUGGAUAAAAUAUGGAAGAAACUACUUCACCAGGUAUGACUAUGAGAACAUUGACAUUGACGCAGCCUGUGAAAUGAUGGAGGAUGUUGAGCUCCUGAUUGCAGACAAGACUUUUGUGAGGCAGCGAUUUGCAGUGGAAGACAAAAUCUAUCAAGUGGAAAAAGCUGACAAUUUUGAAUACACAGACCCAGUUGACAGCAGCAUCACCCGGAACCAAGGUCUGCGGAUAAUCUUCUCUGAUGGUUCUCGAAUCAUCUACAGGCUCAGUGGUACAAGUAGUGAUGGGGCCACCGUUCGGAUCUACCUGGAAACCUAUGAGAAGGAAGCCGUAUUUCAAGAAACACAGGUGGUGUUGGCACCAUUAGCCACAAUCGCUCUGAAGAUUUCCCAGCUCCAUCACAGGACUGGUCGUACUGGUCCGUCAGUUAUCACUUAA
Messenger RNA from Nerophis lumbriciformis (worm pipefish), 1695 nucleotides. Lineage: Eukaryota; Metazoa; Chordata; Actinopteri; Syngnathiformes; Syngnathidae. The record is from RefSeq and is a predicted model, not a curated record.